Messenger RNA from Belonocnema kinseyi, 1095 nucleotides. RefSeq lists its product as uncharacterized. The transcript has 2 exons. The record is from RefSeq and is a predicted model, not a curated record. The annotation marks the transcript as partial. NCBI's taxonomy places the organism in Eukaryota, Metazoa, Arthropoda, Insecta, Hymenoptera, Cynipidae.
ACUGUAGUGAGUAUGGCAAUGAUGACGUUUUCCGAAAACUUGUUGAUGAAAUUAAUUACUUGCAAGACAACGGUUUAAGUUUUAAAUUAAAUGGAGAAGAGAUUAUGAUUUACUUUGCCAUAGGGUUGUUUAUGGCUAACAACUUAGGUCUCAAUAGUGCUAUGGGUUAUGUCGAAAGUUUUAGAGGAACUUAUUUUUGCAGACUAUGCAAAGCAAAACUAAAAGACACACAUCACGAUUGCUAUGAAAGAAAGCACCUGUUACGAAAAAAAGAAGAAUACGAAGAAGAUCUUGAAAAAGGAAUGUAUCAGUCUGGAUUAAAAGAAUACUCAAUAUGGAAUGAAAUAAAAUAUUUUCAUAUUUUCGAUGACUUUUACAUGGAUGUAUUCCAUGAUUUUAACGAGGAAGGAUUAAAGUAUGAUAUGAGUCACGUUCUUUACCACUAUUUAUUUGAAAUAGACAAUCCAAUAUCUCUAGAAUUCCUAAAUACUAGGCUCCGAACAUUUAAUUAUAAAUUAAACGGCAUAUCUAACAAGCCACCACUCAUUACGAUAGAUGAAGCAAAAAAAAGCAUUUGUCGAUGUCCGGAAGUGAGAUCAACAAAUGUACAAAUCGAAUGUUGUGCAUUACUUGACAAACUUGUAGCUGAACACCAUCAACUUUACAUUAAAUUAUUUAAAGACACUCUUAAGCCGAAACAUCAUAAUAUGGUUCACUACGGCAGAAUUAUGUCUAUGUCUGGACCUAUAAGAGAAUUAAGCACGAUCAGAUGUGAAGCUAACCAUAGACAUCUUAAAGUUAGCGCAUAUGCUACGAAUUCUAGACGCAAUAUAACCCACACUCUUGCUUUAAAGGAACAACUCAAUUUUUGCUAUAGGCUCAUUAGUAAGAGGGGCUUAGUAUCCGAACUAGAAAUGGGACCAAGUUCACUUGUCAAUAAUGUUUCUGAAUUAGAAAGCAUAUAUACGACGAAUUUUCCCUAUGACUUUAACUCAUCUUGUAUUGAAGUACCGUGGAUUAAAUGGCAAGGAAUCGAAUAUAGGCGGGGUACUUGUGUCGUUCUCAGCUCAGACUUUGAUAAUGGUUUUACGUUCG